CAUAAUUACGGGGGUAGCUUGUAUCCACGUCAGACACCUCAAGGGCAAUCGCAGGAAAGUAUUGGAUGGAUAAUAAAACAGAACGAACAGUGAUGCACUCUGGUCAGUACUACUAGGUAGAGGGUCAUGCAAGAGAAGCUUUAAUUGGGCUGAUCGGACGUUCGCUUUCUAACUCAAUGUGCUUGAGACUUGGACCCCUCUAUUUCAACGUAUUCCCCUCCAUCAUUAACUUCACUCUCGCAUUUGCAUUUUCCUCUCGAUACUAAACAACUUUUAAUACAACACUAUUUUCUAUCCCCUCAAACUACAUCGCCAUCAUGGACAAGCUCAUCAACGCCGCCAAGGACUAUCUUGAUGACGACAAGGACAAGCGCCAGGAACACCAGCAGCAAGGACACGGACAGCAGCAGGGCUACGGAGGCCAAAACCAAGGCUAUGGCCAGCAACAAGGCUAUGGCCAACAGCAAGGUUACGGACAACAAGAGGGCCAGUAUGGGCAGCAACAGCAGUACCCUCCCGCCGGUGGCAUCCAGUCUCAGGGCGGCGGUGGCUUCUCCAGCUUCCUUGGUGGAAACGUCGACUUUGACAACGCCAAGGAGGAAGCCCAUCAGAAGGCCGGAUCUUCUGGUGACAAAGACCUCUUUGGAAGCAUUCUAGGAUCUCUCGGACAGAAGCAGAACAAGCUUGCUGAUGAGGACCUUGAUGAAGAGGAUGCCAUCAAGCAGCACAAGAACACCUACAACAACGACGAUUCCCAGCAGGACAGCAAGAGUCUGGGCACCGCUGCUGCUAUGCAAGCCCUCAAGAUGUUCACCCAGGGUCAAGGCCAGAGCAGCACUGGUGCCAACAGUCAGACUGCGUUUCUAGGACUUGCCUUGGCCGAGGCUAGCAAGCUCUUCGACAACAAGGCCGCAUCAGGCAAGGUAUCCGAGGGCACGAGCAAGGAGAGCGUCAUCCAGCAGGCUGGUGAAGUCGCUUUCAAGAUGUACCUCAAGAACCAGGCUGGUGCUGGUGGACAGCAGGGUGGCGCUUCCGGUCUUAUGGGUCUUGCUUCUAAGUUCCUGGCUAAAUAAGCCCAAUAGUUGCUACGGCAUGCAGUCAUGAAUGAAAACGAGGGCCGAGAAACCCCCUUGAUCGUUGCAUGAUAGACAACAAUUAAAAG
Molecule: messenger RNA, 1162 nt
Organism: Fusarium redolens
Lineage: Eukaryota; Fungi; Ascomycota; Sordariomycetes; Hypocreales; Nectriaceae
Exons: 5
Coding region: 318-1073 (251 amino acids)
Source: RefSeq, a predicted model, not a curated record